AUGGAAAGUGCAUAUCUCAAGUGUCAUGUUGGCCCCAUCCUUGCUAAAGCCAUUGCCGAUACUGUGGUGGCACAGCCCAGUAAUCCACAGGAGUAUCUUGCACUUUAUCUGAUCCACUACUUGAAUGUGCAGGAGCAUCGUACUGCCGAGGAUAAUCAUUUGCGAAAGGCGAUCGAGAUCCGCGAGGAAUGUGCGAAAAUACGUAUCCAGAAGGAGAAAGCAGCAGCGGAGACGAUUCGACGAGGUAUUUUACACUUCAAGGAACGCCUGCAAAAGAAGAAGGAACAGGAAAAGGCGCUGAUGGAAAUCUAUGAGGAGGCAACUGCCGAGGCUGAGGAGCUUCUGGAGCAAGAGGACAGCCACCAUGAGGAGCCCGAAGGCGCCGACCGCGAUGGAGGUGCCACGGGUGAUGCCGCGGAUGGGGAAAACCCAGAAGAGCGCAUCACACGCCCGCAGUUUGAGCGACGAAAGGAACGUCUAGACGAGGCCCGAAAUGACUUCUACAUCGCCCAACGGUUUAUGCUAUACCUUCAGAAGACACACAUCGGCCAGCUCAAGACUACCCUGUUGGAUUCCGCCGAGCGCGUCCGCGUCGCGCAGGCGGAGCUGGAGGCUCUUAAGGAGAUUGAACAGCAAAGUGAGGAGGAGGCGCUCCGUGAUACGAAACCACUCCCAUCCGCGCAGGGUAUCAUUGGGAAUGGUCGGAUGUCCGCAAUCGCCACGGAGCUAACCGCGCGCCUUCGGGUGCAGCGCGUGCACAAACGAAUUACCGUCAUCCACGUGCUUUAUCGUGUCUUCCGUUGCCUUUGCUACCUUUUGUUCAAUUCUACCCCAAGGGCGACCGAUACCCCGGCGAAGGUUGCAGCGCUGAUAAAGCCCGCGGUCGUCGUGCAGCUGCUGCGCGCCUUUAACCCCGUUGCGGCCUAUGAUAUGAAUCAGCCGCUAAAACUGGAGAGGAUCUCGUCAAAACUCAAAGGGGAGGACGAAGAAGAAGCGGACGGGGCUGUCGAUGUCUUCCCGAUCCCACAACCCAAAACGCGGCAGCUUCGUCGUGUGCGGCGGAUCAUGCGCAGCUGCCUGUGUGAUGCGGAGUAUAUUUGCGAUGCGGACCCCGCGGAUUACUUCGACGAUGAUACUCUCGGGGAGGAUGAACUUCUGAGGGAUGAGGUCGCGAGGUAUGAGACUGCAAAGGCGCGUAGAAAGGAAAUUGAGGAGACGGUCGAGUCUCAAACUAAGGAGCGCGGCGGUAUCGUACUCUAUGCACUUCUCCGUUUCAUCCGAGCAGCUGCAGACUACCGCGCGGCGCGAGAUGCCUGGAUCGCAACGCUGCACGAGUUAUCUCUUCCGAUUCCCGAAACGGAGGAGAUGCCUGAGGAUGACGAUGAGGACGCCAUGCGGCAGGACGAUGAGGAACCUUUGAAUGACGACGGCGAAGUCGAUUAUGAGGAAAUCAACCGUGUGCAGGCGAGGAUCGGCAUCGACGAAGAUGAGGCCUUGGUGAGGAUAUGGGAAGCUAGGGAUAAGCAACAACAGGGAGUGUUGCAGGAACUCGUGCAGGUAGUCGCCAAGGCAGCUAACGAUGAGGAGGAAGAAGAUGAGAAUGAUGAAAUCGAGUAG
Molecule: messenger RNA, 1617 nt
Organism: Phytomonas sp. EM1
Lineage: Eukaryota; Euglenozoa; Kinetoplastea; Trypanosomatida; Trypanosomatidae
Source: the annotation of a GenBank genome assembly